CAAAUAAUCUCUCCCUGCCUGGGCAUCCACAACGACGACCAUCUCUCUCACCACUUCCACUUCCUCAUCAGCUUCGUCCUUUCGUGAAGCUCAUCUUUGUUGUCAACUUGAUACCUUCUUGACCUAUUCUUGUCCAUUUCGCAACCGUCAACAUGCGUGAAAUCGUUCACUUGCAGACUGGCCAAUGUGGCAAUCAAAUUGGUGCUGCCUUCUGGCAACAAAUCUCUGGAGAACAUGGACUUGAUGGUUCAGGAGUGUACAAUGGCACAUCCGACCUUCAGCUCGAACGUAUGAACGUCUACUUCAACGAGGCAUCCGGAAACAAAUAUGUCCCACGUGCCGUCCUUGUCGAUCUCGAACCCGGUACCAUGGACGCGGUUCGAGCUGGGCCUUUCGGUGCACUCUUCCGUCCCGACAACUUCGUCUUUGGCCAGAGUGGUGCUGGCAACAACUGGGCCAAGGGUCAUUACACUGAGGGUGCUGAGCUUGUUGACCAAGUUCUCGAUGUUGUUCGACGUGAAGCCGAGAGCUGCGACUGCCUGCAGGGUUUCCAGAUCACCCACUCCCUUGGUGGCGGUACUGGUGCGGGUAUGGGUACCUUGUUGAUCUCCAAGAUCAGAGAGGAAUUCCCAGACCGAAUGAUGGCUACCUUCUCCGUCGUGCCCUCUCCCAAAGUUUCGGACACCGUCGUUGAACCGUACAACGCUACCCUCUCAGUCCACCAAUUGGUUGAGAACUCUGACGAGACCUUCUGCAUUGACAACGAGGCUCUCUACGACAUCUGCAUGCGCACUCUCAAGCUCUCCAACCCCUCAUACGGCGACUUGAACCACCUCGUCUCCGCCGUCAUGUCCGGUGUCACUACUUGCUUGCGAUUCCCUGGUCAACUCAACUCCGACCUUCGAAAACUCGCCGUAAACAUGGUUCCUUUCCCGCGUCUCCAUUUCUUCAUGGUCGGCUUCGCACCUUUGACCAGCCGCGGUGCAUACUCUUUCCGUGCCGUCAGUGUGCCAGAACUCACUCAACAGAUGUUCGACCCUAAGAACAUGAUGGCUGCUUCCGACUUCAGAAACGGCCGCUACCUGACAUGCUCUGCUAUUUUCCGUGGCAAGGUCAGCAUGAAGGAGGUCGAGGACCAGAUGCGCAAUGUUCAGAACAAGAACAACAGCUACUUCGUCGAGUGGAUCCCCAACAAUGUCCAGACUGCUCUCUGCUCAAUUCCUCCGCGCGGUCUUAAGAUGUCAUCGACUUUCGUCGGCAACUCUACCUCGAUUCAAGAGCUCUUCAAGCGUGUUGGUGACCAAUUCACCGCCAUGUUCCGACGAAAGGCUUUCUUGCAUUGGUACACUGGUGAAGGUAUGGACGAGAUGGAGUUCACCGAGGCCGAGUCCAACAUGAACGACCUUGUCUCUGAAUAUCAACAAUACCAGGAUGCCAGCAUCUCAGAGGGCGAGGAAGAGUACGGUGAGGAGGAAGCUCCUUUGGAAGAGGAAGUGUAAAUGAAUCAAAUUGAUUCCAAGGGAAUCCUCCGUGGAGAUGAGUCUGGUUCGUGGUAUGUGCUCCAGCUAUGGACCACUAUUGGUUUUGUUUAGCCAAGCAUCCUCUUCUUUACUUCUCCAAAGCGAAGUACAGCACAGCAGGAGUUGAAAGACGAGGACUAUGACCAGGGAUGAUGUUAGUGUCAGGCAGGCAUGGCGCAAUUCUCAACUGCUUUAGUCUUGAGCGUCAGAUUUUAAUCGAAUGAAAGAACAAUGUCACAUUGUCAGUAA
Molecule: messenger RNA, 1769 nt
Organism: Exophiala xenobiotica
Lineage: Eukaryota; Fungi; Ascomycota; Eurotiomycetes; Chaetothyriales; Herpotrichiellaceae
Product: tubulin beta chain
Exons: 8
Coding region: 153-1499 (448 amino acids)
Biological process (GO): mitotic cell cycle; microtubule cytoskeleton organization
Cellular component (GO): microtubule; cytoplasm
Molecular function (GO): GTP binding; GTPase activity; structural constituent of cytoskeleton
Source: RefSeq, a predicted model, not a curated record